CCCGUCAUCAUGCUGGGGCUGUUGGCCUACUCAGUCAGGCUAUUGGGUUACAGCUUCCUGUCUAACCCGUGGUGGUCGUUGGUUUUGGAAGCACUCGAGGGUGUAGCAAAUGGACUCAUGUUCCCUGCAGGAAUUAUGUACUGCACUGUCCUCUUCUCUAUGGAGACCAUCACUUCUUCCAGAGGAUUAAUGGGCUUUACCUACUUUGGCAUUGGAAAACUCGUUGGCACCGUCGUCGGCACCGAGAUUCGAGAGUCGCUGGGCGAUGUUCAAACAUUCCGAUGGCUCUCGGGCGCUGCUCUUGUUGCGACCGUGUUAUAUUGCGUUGGGUUUGCAGCUCUAAAGAGGAAGAGUAGCAGGGCGGCCGCGGCUCCACAGCUGGCGCCGCCGAACGGAAAGCGAGACCUGGGCGGCAUAGACAACCUGGCAAUGGAGUCCGGUUCCCAUUAAAGGCCUCACGCAAAUAUAUGGAGAGAGGUUACUACCAUAAC
Messenger RNA from Penaeus monodon (black tiger shrimp), 491 nucleotides. Its product is annotated as major facilitator superfamily domain-containing protein 6-like. Lineage: Eukaryota; Metazoa; Arthropoda; Malacostraca; Decapoda; Penaeidae. The coding region runs from base 10 to 450 and encodes 146 amino acids. The transcript has 3 exons. Gene Ontology annotation, cellular component: membrane. The record is from RefSeq and is a predicted model, not a curated record.